Messenger RNA from Lathyrus oleraceus (garden pea), 1081 nucleotides. Its product is annotated as protein INAPERTURATE POLLEN1. Gene Ontology annotation, molecular function: sequence-specific DNA binding. Gene Ontology annotation, biological process: DNA-templated transcription. NCBI's taxonomy places the organism in Eukaryota, Viridiplantae, Streptophyta, Magnoliopsida, Fabales, Fabaceae. The transcript has a single exon. The record is from RefSeq and is a predicted model, not a curated record. The coding region runs from base 90 to 932 and encodes 280 amino acids.
UUUUCCAUUCUCCAAAACAAAACAGUUAUCACUCCAUUCUGCAAAACAAGAUUCAUCUCCAAGAAAAGAAGAAAAACCAGAAUCUGAAAAUGCUGAAAUCAGUAUUCACCAGACAAAAACAACACACAUCAACACGUCCAUUCAAAGAAUACUACACAGAAUGGUUCAACACCCUCAAAAACAACCACCUCCCGUUGCUCCGCCGCUCAAUCUCCAGCGACUCAUUAACCCUUCUCUCAACCCACGUUGAGCUUCUCCACCAGCAUUUCCAAUCUUACUACCACGCCCUCGACGCGGCUGCUACCAUCGACCCUUCACAGAUUCUCAACCAAGACUGGCGUAACUCCUUAGAAAAGCCUCUCCUUUGGAUCUCCGACAUCCACCCUUUCGUCUUCACAAACCUCGCCCGUUCUUUUCUUGACGACGAAGAAACCGAAUCAGACGAAAACAUGUCCGUUUCGAUGUCUUCCGACCGUCCCUGGCAGAUAUCCAUGGCGUGGAGGAACCCGUCAGAGACGCUGAUGACGCGCAUGGAACAGAUAGAGUGCGGGUUGAAAUCCAUCGUCCCAACGCUGAACGAAAGACUCGCGCGCGCAGAAGGAGGGUUUGUCGACCGUGUAGUCGGCGAUUGGUUUUCGUGUAAGGGUCGCAGCGAUAACAAAGGGAAAGUUGUUCUGGGAAAUGAUGUGAAGGUUUACAUGGAAGAGUUUGUGAGUGUUUUUCUUUACGCAAAUAGAUUGAGGAGAAGUGUUCUUGUUGAUAUUAUUAGUGCUGCUUCUGUUUAUCAAUCUGCUUUGUUUCUUGAAGGGUUGUCUAUGUUUCUCAUUGGGUUUAGAGAUCAUGAUUUGGUUAAUUCUGUUGAACAUUCCAAGAGUUUUUCGUCUGAUCAUGGUAAAGAUCAUAAAGAGUUUUGUGGUUCAAGGUGUCACUGAUUGGUUCAAGAAUCUUGUUUGAGUUCAAGUUAAGUCUUUUCUUUUCCUAUUGAGUUGUAGUGUUGAAUAUUGAGAUGGCACAGUUUUUGUGUUUAAGUGAUAUAGUUGAAGAGAUUAUAGUGUAAUGUGUUUAGGAAAUUAUGAUGUAG